Messenger RNA from Oikopleura dioica, 696 nucleotides. The record is from the annotation of a GenBank genome assembly. Lineage: Eukaryota; Metazoa; Chordata; Appendicularia; Copelata; Oikopleuridae.
AUGGCAAAAAUCUUAAGCACGCUGUCUGAAAAUUACGAAAGGAUGAACAUUUCUGACAUGGAAACUCAAAACGCGCCGGAAGGAGACUUGAUCGCCGACCACCUCAGUGAAGAAACAUCGCGAGAAGCUGAACUUGAUUCGAGCAUGAUGCAGAUGGAAGCAGAAGGAGAAUUAGAUCCAGACAGUCUCAGCUCGGAUUCCUGUUCUGAUGGCUCUUGCGAAGAAGACCUGGAACACUUGGAGGCAGAAAAUAAUGACAAUCAGAUGAAUCAAGCUUCUGCAGGCUCAGAUAUGUCCGCUUCUGGACUCGGCGAGGAUAUUAUAUACUCUGAGUCGGAUGAAAAUACCUCUGAUAUUGUCGAUGAAAUUGACGGCUACUGCAAAGUCCAGGACUGCUACGAAUAUGAAGAGACCUUGACAGUUUCUCAGGGAGGUUCAAAAUUAUUUUUUUUUUCAUUCAAAAACAAUUGCUUUUCGAACCCUAGAAAGCCUGAGUCGGACAACUACUGUGGCGAAUUCGGCCAAAUUUGCUCGGACACUUCACUUUCCAUCUCCGACUGGUCUUUCGGUCCAGAUCAGAGCAUAGCCUGCAAUCGAGGAAAAGUUAGCGUAAACACCUGCAAAUCCAUUUGGCCGCUGAAAGCCAAUAUUUGUGAGCUCGUUUUCGACGUCCUUGACCGGAAAACAGCGACAUAA